Molecule: messenger RNA, 2505 nt
Organism: Manihot esculenta (cassava)
Lineage: Eukaryota; Viridiplantae; Streptophyta; Magnoliopsida; Malpighiales; Euphorbiaceae
Exons: 13
Coding region: 969-2270 (433 amino acids)
Source: RefSeq, a predicted model, not a curated record
UUUUCCCCCAAAAUGAUUGUGCUUCAAUGUUUUUGAACUUUCAUUAGCUGUUGCUCUGUUCUUUUCUUCUUAUUCUUCUUUUGGUCAUGAUUAAUGACGACUGAUUUUGUUUAACAUUUUCAUAACUACGCGAAAAAAAGGUUGCAUUUCUUUUGAGAUUGAAACAUUACUUCUUUGGUUUUCUGUUUGGUUGCUAAGAAAACAGAGGAAAAAUUGAAUCUUUUUACUGAUUUAGUGUUUGUUUUUUGUUUUAUUUUCGACCCUUCAAAAGUAGAGUCUUUUGUCUUCACUGGGCCACACAAAAGUGAACAGUAACCGUAGAGGUUGCUAUUUUUCAAAUUCUCCUCCUCUCUUUCUUUAUGCUUAUACAGAGGUGUGAUUGAGUUUUGUUAAAUCUGGGUUGUUUAUGAAGUCGCUUUACUGAAUUUCCAUAAUCUGUAACGCUCAAGUGUUUAUGGCUUGAACUUCUUACCAGAACCAAACUUGAAAGCAGUUUCAGAUUCUGUUGGAAAUUAAAUUAUUUUCUAUUUUUUUUUAUUAUUUAAGUAUUUGUUUCAAUGACCAUGAUGACAAUGCUUGUAAUUCUGUGAGUAUGGAUUUGGAUUCUACCCUGUUGCUUGAAUUUUCUGUUUAUGAGGGAAUUCAACUCAAAAAAAAAUUACAUACUUUUGGCUGAAUCGGAGUUACCACACAGAUUUGAAUUGAUAACAGUUAUGAAGUAUGAUUUGUCUUUUGAAUUGGGAAUUCAUUCAUGUGGAUGGUUAAGCUUUUUUUUUUUUUUUCUGUCGUAUGCGUCUGUCUGUUGCUGUCUUGUUGAAUGCUUGCUGCGUUAACAGUCAGUUCUCUUGCAGUAUCUUGAUAUAAUUUAGCAAUAAUAUAUAUUUAUUUUCUAAAUUUUCCUUUCCAGAACAAAGUCAUUAAUUUCCAGCGCUUUCUAUAAGAUAUUCACAGAUUGCAGCUUGUUUCUUAUGCUGCUUUUUUUCCCACUGCUGCUGUUUUCUCUGUGGUCAUUCUACAACACAAUCUUAAUGCUGCCAAUAACAUUUUAUUAUAAUUUCUCAUGCUUACCUGUCCCACUUCCUUCUCAGGCUUCUGCACAAUCAGAUCCUAAGAGCAGAUCAUAUCUUUGGACUCUCUUUUUUGUGGCUUCUUUGAUAUGCAGUGCUUACUUCAUUGGUACUUCAUCAUUUGGAAGUGAAUAUAAAGAAGGACUAACUAGGUGGCAAGUCAUUGAGACAAUGCAGAGUACAACAUCCAAUAAAUGCAAGGACCGUUGCAGGACUUUUGGAAGCGAGGCAUUGCCCCAAGGAAUUGUUAGAAAAACAUCAGACUUUGAAAUUCGGCCUUUAUGGAACAAUACUGUGAAAGAUAACCAGCCAAAGCCUUCCAUGAGCUUAUUAACACUUGCAGUUGGAAUUCAGCAAAAAGAAGUAGUGGACCAUAUUGUUAAGAAGUUUCCUUUGAGUGAUUUUGUUGUGAUGCUUUUUCAUUAUGAUGGUGUUGUUGAUAAAUGGAGGGAUUUGCCAUGGAGUGAUCAUGUCGUCCAUGUGUCGGCGGUAAAUCAAACAAAAUGGUGGUUUGCAAAACGAUUUCUGCAUCCAGACAUAGUUGCUGAGUAUGACUACAUAUUUCUUUGGGAUGAAGACCUUGGAGUUGAAAAUUUUAAUCCAAGGAGAUAUCUGUCAAUUGUUAAGGAUGAGGGACUAGAAAUAUCACAGCCAGCUCUUGAUCCUGCCAAAUCAGCUGUGUAUCAUCCAAUUACUGCACAUCAACCAAAAUCAAGGGUGCACAGAAGGAUGUAUAAAUUCAAAGGCAGCGGAAGGUGUUACCACAACAGCACUUCUCCUCCUUGUGUAGGUUGGGUGGAAAUGAUGGCACCUGUCUUCUCAAGGGCUGCUUGGCGAUGCGUAUGGUACAUGAUCCAGAAUGACUUGAUCCACGCCUGGGGCCUGGAUUACCAGCUUGGCUAUUGUGCACAGGGUGAUCGCACAAAAAAUGUUGGUGUUGUGGAUUCUGAAUACAUUGUUCAUCUGGGUCUUCCAACUCUUGGUGUCUUCAAUGGAACUGAGGAUUCAUCAAAGUCCCAUAUAGUUGAUAACAGAGUACAGGUGAGAAUACAGUCCUCCAUUGAAAUGCAGAUCUUCCGUGACAGAUGGAAAAAUGCAGUAAAGGACGACGAGUGUUGGGUAGAUCCAUUUCAACACUCAGUAAAUCAUACUAGUAAUUCAACUGAGCAUCAAAUGAAGAUUGAUGGCCAUAUUCAUACAUGACAAACAACAAAUUCUUGUACAAAUCCUCCUAUACAAGUUUUUUGCAGGGAAACUCUUGAAACAGCUGAGGUCAAGUAUAUAAAUUCUCCAAGGAGAUUGAGAUUCUGAAUCUGUGAUUUCCUGGCUGCUGCUCCAUAGCCAAUGGUGAUUUCAAUAUGUAUGGAUGAUCUCAGAGAGAUGUUGAACAGCCAUUGGAAGAUUUCUUUUUGUAAUUUUAUUCUUCAUUUUGAUCUUC